AUGGUUGGGGAUGGUCCACUCAUUUUGGUACUUUAUGUAGAUGACUUGUUCAUUAGUGGAGGAGAUGGACUCAUAACUAGUUACAAUGAAGAUCUUGCUUCAGAGUUUGAGAUGGAAAUAGAACAGAUGCAUUAUUUCUUGGGAUUUGAGGUUUGGAAAGAGGAUGGGCAUAUCAUUCUGGGGAAAGGGAAGUAUGUUACAGAUAUUUUGAGGAGGUUUCAUAUGGUGGGCUGCAAACCCAUGACCACCAAUUGGAAGAAGUUGAGUACUUCUGAGUCAGAGUUGGUGGAUGCCACGUUGCAUCAUCAGUCGAUUGGCUCCUUGAUGGGUGAUGGAUUUAGAUUGGUUGGUUAUACGGACUUGGACUGGGCAGGUUGUGCUACAGACAGGAAAAGCACUUUAGGGUGUUGUUUUGGAUUGGGCUUGACAGUUGUGUGUUGGUUUAGCCAGAAAGAGAAGGUAGUGGCUUUGAAUAUUGUUGAGGCUGAGUAUAUUGCAGCUAGUUAG
Messenger RNA from Cryptomeria japonica (Japanese cedar), 507 nucleotides. RefSeq lists its product as uncharacterized. The transcript has 2 exons. Lineage: Eukaryota; Viridiplantae; Streptophyta; Pinopsida; Cupressales; Cupressaceae. The record is from RefSeq and is a predicted model, not a curated record. Bases 1 to 507 code for a protein of 168 amino acids.